Triticum turgidum subsp. durum (durum wheat) is the source of this 1113-nucleotide messenger RNA. Lineage: Eukaryota; Viridiplantae; Streptophyta; Magnoliopsida; Poales; Poaceae. The record is from the annotation of a GenBank genome assembly.
AUGGCCGCGGCCGCGCCGGCGAUGCGGGCCGGGCUGGUCUUGGUGGCGUUCUUGUUGUUGGCCGCAUCGGGGGCGGGGGCGAGGGCGGAGGGGGCGCUGCCGCGGUUCGCGGAGGCCCCCGAGUACCGGAACGGGGAGGGCUGCCCGGCGGCGGUGGCCGGCGCGGGGGUGUGCGACCCGGGGCUCGUCCACAUCGCGAUGACGCUCGACGCGCACUACCUCCGGGGCUCCAUGGCCGCCAUCUACUCGCUGCUCAAGCACGCCUCCUGCCCGGAGUCGCUCUUCUUCCACUUCCUCGCCGCUGACGCCGCCGCGCCCGGGGUCGGCGAGCUCCGGAGCGCGCUCGCCGCCUCCUUCCCGUCGCUGCGGUUCGAGAUCUACCCGUUCCGCGCCGACGCCGUCACGGGCCUCAUCUCCGCCUCGGUGCGCGCCGCGCUCGAGGCGCCGCUCAACUACGCCAGGAACUACCUCGCCGACCUGCUCCCCAAGUGCGUGCCCCGGGCCAUAUACCUCGACUCGGACGUGCUCGCCGUCGACGACGUGCGCAGGCUCUGGGAGACGCGCCUGCCCGCCGCCGCCGUCGUCGCCGCGCCCGAGUACUGCCACGCCAACUUCUCCCGCUACUUCACCGACGCCUUCUGGUCCGACCCGGACCUCGGCGCGCGCGUCUUCGCGGGCCGCCGCCGCGCGCCCUGCUACUUCAACACCGGCGUCAUGGUCAUCGACCUCCGGCGCUGGCGCUCGGGGAACUACCGCCACCGCGUCGAGCAGUGGAUGGAGUUGCAGAAGGAGAAGCGAAUCUACGAGCUGGGCUCCUUGCCCCCUUUCUUGCUCCUCUUCGCCGGCGAGGUGGAGGCUGUCGACCAUCGGUGGAACCAGCACGGCUUGGGCGGCGACAACAUUCUUGGUAGCUGCCGCCCGCUCCACAAGGGCCCUGUCAGCCUGAUGCACUGGUCAGGCAAGGGCAAGCCAUGGGAUCGCCUCGACGCCGGCAGGCCUUGCCCGCUCGACCAUACAUGGAAAUCAUACGACCUCUACAUUGGCGACGGUGAUGCAUCGCAAGCAUCGGCGCCGUCCUGGGCCUCAUUGUCAUCAUCGGCGUUGCCGUGGUAA